AUGAUUAGCAACAUCCAAGUGGACCAGCCACGCAAGAAGUUGAUUCUUUGCUUCGACGGGACGGGAAAUAAGUUCAAGGGAAACUCUGGCGACACCAACAUCCUGAAGGUUUUCCGCAUGUUGGACCGCAGCGAAGGGAAUCAAUUCCAUUAUUAUCAACCGGGAAUAGGAACUUACAUCACCAAUGGAGGGUUGUCGCGUGUGCAUGUGGGCGCGCGUUUCAAGUCGUGGGUUAAUAAGGCCAUGGACGCCGCUGUUGGAACAUCGUUUGACCAGCAUGUCAUUGGAGGUUACAAGUUUUUGAUGCGGUUCUAUUCUCCCGGCGACGACAUCUAUAUGUUCGGAUUCUCGCGGGGCGCAUACACUGCGAGAUUUUUGGCCGAGAUGAUUGAUCACGUGGGAAUUGUGGCGCCAGGGAAUGAAGAGAUGGUCCUAUUCGCAUGGAAGACGUUUUCGAACUGGAAACAACGGAAUGAUAACUCCAAGCAUAAGGCACUUUACGAUUACAUGCGUGCAUUCCGCGAAACUUUUGCUCGGCCAGCCCGUCGAGUACGAUUCUUGGGGCUGUUCGACACCGUAAACUCGGUUCCCCGGUUCGAGCACGCAUGGUUGAAGCGCUCCUCUGGGUUUCCGUACACUGCCAGGAGCACCGCCCGAGUGAUUCGACAUGCAGUCGGCAUUGACGAGCGCAGAGCCAAGUUCCGCCAGGACCUCGUCAACAAGGUAGACCUUGAUUCGAUAGCACGACAGCGGAGCUGGAAGGAAGAGAAGAAAGGCAAAAAGAAGAAUAAGAAGAAGAAGGCCAAGUUCACUGCCAGGUCAUCGAGCUCUGUCAACAGGGCUCAGUCCCCGAACGGCGGUCCGAGAAACGGCAAUGCGAAUGGACACCCGAUAUACGGACAGCAACUACAGACUGGAUCCAACGCCAUGUUUGCAGGCGAGAGUCCGGCGGAAAGUAUGACGUCUUUCAAUCUCAUCUUGGACCAAGAGAGCGAUUCGGACGACGACGAAGAACUCGGCCAGGACGUCGAGGAAGUGUGGUUCCCGGGAGCACAUGCAGAUAUUGGUGGUGGAUGGGACUUGCCAGCAGACGAAGAGCCUCUGAGCCACGGUCCGUUAGUGUGGAUGGUGCGAGAAGCGAGAAAAGCGGGUGUUAUAUUCGACAAGGAGCGGAUGAAGGAACAUAAUUGUUGGAUCGAGGAAUACGAGGACGACGAUAGCCCAACGGAAUCGUGUGAAUCGCUAGUUCAAACCCAGCCCCAGCAUUCAUCCAACGGUGCUGCUGGAGCUCGGCGGCCCCCCGCCAUCGAAGUAACCGGCACGUCACCCACCGAAGAAUUUCCAAAAGAAUUAGACAACUAUCCUCCUCCGGAUCUUCACGCGGCAGAAGCAGAAGCCCAUCCUCUGCACCACCCACUCCGGCACUGGAUGCGACGACGCCACCGGCAGGUGGAGGCGCCGCGGUACCCGCCGAAAGAGUUUCUGGAGCGGUCGUACACACGUGGGAAGAUACACGAUUGCUUGUGCUUUGGCCAUGGCGUCGACCACAUCGGUGUGCUGGGGUGGAACAUGAUGGAGUGGCUACCCUUCCGACGGAUGGACCUGCAGCCAGAUGGCAGCUGGAAGGCGAUCAUCUGGCCGCUCCCUCGCGGAGAAGUCAGAGAUAUGCCGGAUAAUGCCAAGAUCCAUAUCAGCGCGCUCAAGCGGAUGGAGGCGAAUCCUUCUUACCGUCCGGGCAAUCUAAUAGUCGGCGGAGGCGGCCGAGGAACACGAAUUGCUUCCGCGGAACAUGGAACAGGCGACUGGGUGGUCAUCCGCGAAGAGGGAAAUCUGAUUGGCGAGGUGGUGAUCAAGCGCUCGGCUUGGGAGAAGUUGACGCGGAAGCAGAAGGAAGAGCUGCGUGGACACAGGCACAGACGGAUGAACGCCGGGGACGUGAGGGAUGUGGAGAAUCAGCUGUUCUGA
Molecule: messenger RNA, 1965 nt
Organism: Tricharina praecox
Lineage: Eukaryota; Fungi; Ascomycota; Pezizomycetes; Pezizales; Pyronemataceae
Exons: 9
Coding region: 1-1965 (654 amino acids)
Source: RefSeq, a predicted model, not a curated record